UGCGCGGAGCGGGGGAGGCUCGCGACGUGGCGGGAUGCGGCGGGCGGUGCUGGUUGUGCUGCUGCUGAUGGCGGCGGGGGGCGAACGGCGACCACCACGGGGGUUGGCGAGGGGUAAAGUGGAGACGUGCGGUGGGUGACGGCUGAGCCGGCUGCCGGAGGUGAAGGCCUUCGUCAGCCAGGACAUCCCGCUGUACCAUAACCUGGAGAUGAAGCACCUGCCCGGCGCCGACCCUGAGCUCGUGCUGCUUAGCUUCAGAUAUGAGGAGCUGGAGAGAAUCCCCCUGAGCGACAUGACCCGGGAGGAGAUCAACCAGCUGGUGCAGGAGCUGGGCUUCUACCGCAAGGAGACUCCCGAAGCUCCUGUGCCUGAGGAGUUCCAGUUUGCCCCUGCCAAGCCACUGCCCACCCUAAUGCCCCGCAGAGCUCCUGCAGCUGACAGCAAGACCCUGUCUGAACAGGACAAGAAGGACCGCCCAGACCUGUAAUGAGCAGUGCCAGGUGGUAGGAGGCCCUAUAGCCAGGGCAUGGGGACAAGGGUUUUAGGACAGCUGCCUCUUCACAUGGGACCAGGGAGCUUGCCAUGGGGUGGCAAGAGCAUGAGCAGGAAGCAGAGAUGUUCCCUGCUGCUGCUGUUGUUGCUUGGUGCUCUCUAGCCUCUGUCCCAAGGGUGUCCUGAAUUGUGCCAGCCUUGAGCAGAGGCUCCUGAGCACAGUGGAUGGUUGAGUGAGCCUAUGUGCCUGUCUCUGCCUUCCCCCUGAGCUAUGCAGCCCAGCCGUUCUGGCAUGAUUAGUAAGGAGAAGCAGAGAUCUUCUUGCUCCUUUCCCAUGCCCCAAGGUCCAUUCAACUCCUGGUGCUGGACAGCAGUAUCCUACCUGCACAGGACAGGAUGAAACUCUCAGCAGAAAGCUCCACGUGCUGAGGGUAGAUGUGCUGAGUCCUGGAGGUGGGAUGGCUGCCUCCUGGGAGGGUAUGGCUUUACAUCACCAGCAGGGCUGCCUCUAUCAAGCACACAGUAAAGCCGUUGCCUAUCAGCAGCUGCACCUUGUCAUUUUUCUGUGGCAGUCUCAGUUGGGUGCACAUCCAUGCUUGCAGGACAGAGGCAGGAGGGGGUUGCAGGGUUGCUAUGUAGUUCCUGUGCUGCCCCCAUGGCCAGGUAGAUCAGGUGCCAAAGCUUUGGGCACGAUUGCACCCAUGGGGAGCAAGGGGUGAGGGUGCUAUAGCCCAGCUCCGGGCCAGAGCUGAAGGGUCUCAGUGCAGCUGAGGUUGCAGAUCCUCCCAGGGCAAGGGGAAAUGGCCCUGUACGCAGUUGCUGCUGGAAGGGACUGGGGAGAAGGACCUGAGGCAGAAGAAUCACCCUAUAGAAUAAACUUUUAUUGUCUGGCU
Molecule: messenger RNA, 1385 nt
Organism: Coturnix japonica (Japanese quail)
Lineage: Eukaryota; Metazoa; Chordata; Aves; Galliformes; Phasianidae
Gene: SELENOM
Product: selenoprotein M
Cellular component (GO): endoplasmic reticulum lumen
Molecular function (GO): oxidoreductase activity
Source: RefSeq, a predicted model, not a curated record